AUGUCCAAGCUCAAAUGGAUCCUCCACAAGGCGGCGGUAGAGAGUGAGCCGGGGCUCACUAAUGCCCAGAUGAUGUUGACGAACAGUGAUUUACGGCCAGUGGACCCGGAACGACGUCAAUGGAAAUGGCUGAACUAUGUUGCUUUCUGGAUUGCGGACUCGUUGAACAUCAAUACAUGGAUGAUUUCCUCCUCCAUGAUCGUUGAUGGACUUUCCUGGUGGCAGUCCUGGAUCUGUGUCUGGGUUGGAUACUUUGUGGCAGCGUGCUUUGUGUGUCUGACUGGUCGCAUUGGCGCUGUUUAUCAUAUCUCUUUUCCAGUCGCAGCUCGAGCUUCAUUCGGAAUAUGGGGCUCUUUCUGGCCUGUGCUGAAUCGCGUGGUGAUGGCGAUUAUUUGGUAUGGCGUGCAAAGCUAUAUCGGAGGCCAGUGUGUGACUUUGAUGAUCGAGGCGAUCUGGCCCAGCUAUCGGAAUCUUCCCAAUGGCCUCCCGGCCAGUGCUGGCGUUGAUACUAAGAAUUUUGUCAGCUUCUUCUUGUUCUGGCUGCUCUCGCUUCCAGCUCUGUGGUUCCCUGUUCACAAAGUCCGCCAUUUGUUCACCGUCAAGGCCAUUUACUCCCCUAUCGCCGCCAUUGCUUUCUUUGCUUGGGCCAUCUCCCGUGCUCAUGGUCUCGGUCCGAUUAUUCACCAGUCUAACACCGUCCAUGGAAGCGAUCUGUCAUGGGCGAUGGUGAAAGGAAUCAUGUCAUGCAUCGGUAAUUUCGCAGCUCUGAUCAUGAACGACCCCGAUUUCUCCCGUUUUGCACGAACGCCGAAGGAUGCAUUGUGGUCCCAGCUAUUUACCAUUCCCAUCGGCUUCGGUGUCACCUCCUUCAUUGGUAUCAUCGUCUCCUCCUCCUCGUCGGUAAUCUUCCACGAUGGCUAUACCUGGAAUCCCCUCGAUCUCCUCGAAAAGUUCCUGGAUGGUGCCAGUUCUGGCCAACGCUUUGGCAUCUUCAUCAUUGCCACUGGAUUUGCCCUAGCCCAGCUUGGAACCAACAUCUCCGCCAACUCGAUCUCAGCAGGAACUGAUCUGGCUGCACUACUACCACGGUAUAUGAAUAUCCGACGCGGCAGUUACAUCUGCGCCAUCGUUGGUUUGGCCAUGUGCCCAUGGAACCUUGUCUCAACCUCAAAUAACUUCACAACCUACCUCUCCGCCUACUCCCUCUUCCUCUCCGCCAUCGCCGGCGUCAUGAUCUGCGACUACUACAUCGUCCGCAAAGGCUACCUAAACAUCCACUCCCUCUACAGCGCUAGCAAAUCAGACGCCUACUACUACACCUUCGGAUUCUCCUGGCGCGCCUACACCGCCUACAUCUGCGGUAUCAUGAUCAACAUCGUCGGGUUUGCCGGCGCCGUUGGCCCCAAGGUCCCAAUCGGGGCGCAAUAUAUCUACAACGUGAAUUAUUUCACCGGUGUGAUCGUUUCCGGUACGGUGUACUUGGCCUUGACCUGGCUCUUCCCCGUUCCUGAGACAAGCACUGUCUGGAAUGAGGUUGAUAUUGAUACUGAGGAUCUCUCUAUUGCUGGCAAGGAUCCUGAAGACUUGGAGGGGCGGGGUGAUGCUAGUCGGAGGUCAUAUGAUGAUGUGCUUGCGGAUCAGGAGCAGGAUCGGAAAGGUAUGAGGGCUUCGGGGAAGAAGGUUCGAAAGGAUUUUGGC
Messenger RNA from Penicillium paradoxum, 1698 nucleotides. Its product is annotated as nucleobase cation symporter-1 family protein. The record is from RefSeq and is a predicted model, not a curated record. Gene Ontology annotation, cellular component: plasma membrane. The annotation marks the transcript as partial. NCBI's taxonomy places the organism in Eukaryota, Fungi, Ascomycota, Eurotiomycetes, Eurotiales, Aspergillaceae. Gene Ontology annotation, biological process: transmembrane transport; nucleobase transport. Gene Ontology annotation, molecular function: nucleobase transmembrane transporter activity. The transcript has 5 exons.